AUGCCUUCCGUGGAGCGUUCCGCUCCCGGAAUGGAGGAGGUAGAGCCUGCGGUCGGUCCAGGUCUGGGCGCCUCAGAGGCUACCGCCCCGGAAGCAGCACUGAAGGAAGAGCAAGCUGCGCCAGGGGAGAGCGCCUCUGCGUCCGCCGAGGCGUUGGGGGAGGUAGCUCUGGCAGAGCCGGAAGCCAUCGCGCUGAAGGUCGACCCGGACACGUUGACGGCAGAAAUCGGCGAGAUGUCGCUGGAAGAUGAAGACCCGGAUUGGUCUGGCGACGAGGCCGAAAUUCCGGUAGCUACCGCCUUGCCGGGCGAGGCUGCGUCCAGCUCCACCAAACAAGAGGAGGGCAGGGGAACUAAGAAGGAACUCGAGCUCGACGAGACGGAGGAACCACCGCGCCGCCGCAAAGUGGUGUUGGCUACUGGCCAGUUGUCGCUUCUCCGGGCUCUGGCAGCCGCCAACGCGUCCAACUGGUCCGGGGUUCAGCGUGCUCUCAGAGAAGCCCAGGGGUCGGGCGAGGAGAAGAGCGAGCUUGUGGAGAACCUUACGUCCCUGGCGCAAGCGUUCUCCAAGAACCGCGACGCCUGCGCGCAGGCGGCAACCUCAAGGGCAGCCGCUCUCGCGGAGCUCGAGGGCGCAGAAGCCGCCUACUUCGCGGCGCUCCCCCCGGCCCUGGCAGAACUGGAACGCAAAAACCCAGUGAGGCCCAGUAUGGAUAAAAGCCUCGGGUGGAUCAACCACGCACGCUUCCUGCAGGACAAGGAAGCCGCCGGAGUGUGGGUGGCACGCAGAAAGGAGAAAUCCCGCCUGCGAGCUGCUGCGCACCGUGCGGCUCAGCAGACUGCCGAAGGCGUCGGUGCAGGGGUGCAAGACCCGGUCCGCGACCAGGCGGACGCAGCCAGCCACCUCAACUUUCAAAUGAAUGAGGCGGCAAGGGACAACCUGCGGCGCUUCCAGGCAGAGCUGCGAGCUGGGGAGCUAGACGCCCCGAUGCGAGCCGCGGUAGCUCAGAAGCGCAAGCCUGAGUCCGAGCGCAGGCGACGCAUCAAAUGGGCCAUGCCGUGGCCCGCUUCGGGCCCGGCAGGUGCGCUACGGAGGCACCGUGGCCUGCUUCAGGCCCGGGCAUGGCUGGAGAAGGGCAGCCACCCCCUCGUGGCCCCGAGCGGGAAUUCCCCCGCAGAAACGAAGCGGAAAUUCUCAGAAGAAGGGCCGGAACCGGGGGUAGUCCCCGCCCGUCGCUGGGCGCAAGAAAGACUGCAGUUGGUGAAGGACCACCUAUCACCAUCCACCCAGCGGUUGUAUGACGGCCAUUGGCGCUGGUGGGAGCUAUACACUAGACGUCGGGGCGUUUCAGCACUCCGCUCCGUGGAUCGUUUCGAUCCCGGAGAAGAGUCGUUGUUCCUCGACUAUCUGGUGUACCUAUUUGUGGGCCAAGGGCUAGCAGCAGCCACAGCACAGGCCCGCCUGGGAGCGAUUCGAAGCGUACACCUACAGCUCGGCUUCCCAGACCCGCUGAAGCCGCUUCCUCGUUUGCAACUUGCACUCGAGGGAAUCAGGAGGAGAAAAGGACCCAUCGCCAAGCGACGUCCAGUUACUCCGCACAUGUUAGCAAGGGCCCAAGCGGCGUUGCCACGGGGGCUGUGGGGAAGACAGCUCAACUGUGCAUUGCAACUCGGUUUCUUCUUUCUCUUGCGAGUCUCGGAACUGGUCGGCGGCAAUAACCCAAAGCUUGGGCUCCGUGUCAAAGAUGUCAAGCUGUAUAGCCGUGGCGAGUUCCUCGCCCGGCCGCCCUUCAGCGGGGCAGAUGAGGUGCAGAUCGUUGUGAGAGCCUCAAAGACGGAUCCCGAAGGGGAAUCCGCCACGAGGAACUUAUUUCGCAGCGAUGCGGCCGUCUGCCCUGUAUUGGCGACCAUAGAGUUUCUGGAACUCAAAUGGUCAGAAGCCACGCCGCAUCAGGAGGAAAGAUUCUUCGGAGAACUUACAAGGCAGGACAUCCAGACGGCACUGCAAACUGUCGCUGCCUCCUUGGGAGAGGAGGCGUCCGCCAACACCGCUGCCUGCAUGGCCCGCGCAGACAUGACGCCGGUCAAAGGGUCCGAACCUGUCGACUUCGAGGACUUCGUGACGCUAGCUGACAAAGCUCGGAUGACAAAGGUGAUUUCCGAACGGCGUAUGGCCGGCUUCUCUCCAGCUGAGAUCAGCCAGCUCGAGGAGAUGUUCAAGCACUAUGACAAAGAUGAGAGUGGGGACAUCGAUUCCUUUGAGGUGCAGGAGCUCUUGAACGACUUUGGACUUCCAUGCAGGACUAUCGCAGAACGGCAGGCAGCACUUGACCAGCUCGAAGAGGCCAAGCAACUCGCCGCCGAGGCCGGUGUGAAAUCGCCCAAGGGGAAAAUCAACAGCAUGAUUACGUUCUGGGAGCUCGUACAGCUUGUCAGACUUGUGAAGACAAGUCGUGCAAAGGCGAAGGAGGAAGAAAGUCGAACCUUGCUUGAAGCCAUCUCCUUCUCCAAGCAAGAGAUUGAUGACUUCCGAUCUGUCUUCUUGAACUGGGCCAAAUACGGUGGUCUCAAUCCGGCUGUGGACGAAGGGACGCUGGGCCAGCGUGUAUCUCUGCAAGAGACUGCUGCCAAGAAGAAGGAUACAGAGGAUUUGGAUGAGGAAGAGCCUGGCCUCACCCAUUCGAUGUUUCAGCGACUGCUGCGAUCGCUGGAAUUGCAGAUCAACCAGCAGGCCAAACAGGCCAUGGAAGAGAAAUUGAGCCGUGUCCAGUUGACAGACAAGCACGAACUCAGCUUUGUUGGUUUCCUACAGAUGAUGCGGUGGAUGCUGGAUUCCAACUUUGCGGGCAUCAACACCAACGCGCAGAAGGUGGCAGCAGCCAGGCAAGAGGACCACUUCUCCAAAGUCUUGCGGAGUCAUUGA
Molecule: messenger RNA, 2922 nt
Organism: Symbiodinium sp. CCMP2592
Lineage: Eukaryota; Dinophyceae; Suessiales; Symbiodiniaceae
Source: the annotation of a GenBank genome assembly